AUGUCGAGCGCUCGAGGAUGCUGUUCUGUUGCCGGUGAUGCCACUACUGCCUCUGCUGCCGCUGCCGCCACUACUGCCACUGCUACCGCUGAUGGUACUGAUGGUACUGAUGCCUCUGUCGUCGAUGGUGCCACUGUCACCGCUGUCGCCGGUGAUACCUCUAAUGCCGCUGCCGCUGCUGCCGCUGCCGCUGCCGCUGGUGAUGUCUCUGAUGCUGCUAUCGCCUUUAUUGUCGUGAAUGCCGCAAUUAGCUCUAUUGCCGCUGAUUUCGCUUAA
Messenger RNA from Akanthomyces muscarius, 276 nucleotides. RefSeq lists its product as uncharacterized. The record is from RefSeq and is a predicted model, not a curated record. NCBI's taxonomy places the organism in Eukaryota, Fungi, Ascomycota, Sordariomycetes, Hypocreales, Cordycipitaceae. The coding region runs from base 1 to 276 and encodes 91 amino acids. The transcript has a single exon.